Triticum turgidum subsp. durum (durum wheat) is the source of this 603-nucleotide messenger RNA. The record is from the annotation of a GenBank genome assembly. NCBI's taxonomy places the organism in Eukaryota, Viridiplantae, Streptophyta, Magnoliopsida, Poales, Poaceae.
AUGCCGGUGCCGCCGCCGGAUAUCCUCCAUGAUCUCGGCCAGCUCCUCUCCUCGGGAGAAGGGGCGGACGUGACGUUCGAGGUCGGCGGUGAGAUCUUCGCCGCACACAGGUGUGUCCUUGCCGCUCGUUCCUCCGUCUUCAGGGCGGAGCUUCUGGGUCCAAUGAAGGAGAGCACAUCAAUGUGCAUGCAGAUAGAGGACAUGGAGCCAAAAAUAUUUCAGGCAUUGCUUCAUUUUAUCUACACCGAUUCGGUGCCUGAGAUCGACGAUGCUGACGCAGUGGGGAUGGUCCAGCAUUUGCUUGUCGCCGCGGACAGGUACAGCCUCAAGAGACUGAAGUUGACCUGCGAAGACAAACUAUGCAGUUACAUCAACACUAGCACAGUGGCCACUACAGUGGCACUCGCCGAGCAACAUGCUUGUCCUGCACUCAAGGAGGAAUGCUUCAGAUUCCUCGAGUCCUGUAACAAUAGCAUGCUGGAUCUGAUCACACGGAGUUCUGACUUUGAGCAUCUAGCAAGAAGUUGCCCGUCUAUUAUGAAGGAGCUUAUUCCCAAACUUGCUCGCAAACCCCCUUGUGUAAAAAAAUAUAGCAACAUGUAA